AUGAAAUCAUGUUUCCUUGUGGCUCUGAUGACGACAGCUAUUGCAUCACCACUUCAGCGAUUUGAGGAGCUGAACUAUCCAACUUUAGAAGAUUAUUUUGGUCUGAACAGUGGCAUUAUGGUCGAUCCGAUAGACUGGGUACAAAAUUAUCGUGAAAAUGCUCUAAAAGAGUUAAUUGACCUUUGGAAUCGCAAUAAUAGCAUAAAUAGUGGACUCAACGCUUAUUAUGCACCCGAUACUGACGGAGGUUAUACUAACGAAGCUGUUGGGACACAAACCUCAUACCCGGAUAACAUAAUACAGGAGUAUGAAUAA
Molecule: messenger RNA, 315 nt
Organism: Candidula unifasciata
Lineage: Eukaryota; Metazoa; Mollusca; Gastropoda; Stylommatophora; Geomitridae
Source: the annotation of a GenBank genome assembly